Racocetra fulgida is the source of this 393-nucleotide messenger RNA. NCBI's taxonomy places the organism in Eukaryota, Fungi, Glomeromycota, Glomeromycetes, Diversisporales, Gigasporaceae. The record is from the annotation of a GenBank genome assembly.
CAAAAUGAUUUAAAUCAUGUUUACAAAACAGGAUUUAUUAACACAGAUGUGCAUAGUGGCAACUUUGUGCAGCAAAGAUAUUUAAAUCGUUACAAAACUGUUAUUCACAGAAAUUUACAUAGUGAUAAUAUUUUGCAGCAAAAUGGUUUAUACAGAACUCGAUUUAUUCACACAAAUUUGCAAAGUGCUAGAAAUUUGGAGCAUAGUGAUAAUAAGUAUACGACAUCCUACAUUUCGGAUCUAGAAUAUACGACAUCCUACAUUUCGGAUCCAGAAUAUACGACAUCCUACAUUUCGGAUCUUGGAUUAGCCAAAAAAGCAAAUGAAAACGAUCCAAAAGGUAAUAAUAGAAAUAUGAAAUUCAAAGCACCAAAUAUUUUAACGAGGUCUUAG